This is a messenger RNA of Pelodiscus sinensis (Chinese soft-shelled turtle), 3356 nucleotides long. The record is from RefSeq and is a predicted model, not a curated record. NCBI's taxonomy places the organism in Eukaryota, Metazoa, Chordata, Testudines, Trionychidae.
AUUACCAGAGAUUGAUGACUGUGGCAGAGACCAUCACAGCACUAAUGUUUCCAUUCCAGUGGCAGCAUGUAUAUGUUCCCAUCCUGCCAGCCUCUCUUCUUCAUUUCCUAGAUGCCCCUGUCCCUUAUUUGAUGGGCUUGCACUCCAAUGGAUUGGAUGACAGGUCUAAGCUGGAACUGCCUCAAGAGGGCCUAGGGACCAACCGAGAACCUUAUGCCCUAAUGCUGGGCUCUGUUCAGACCUACAGUAAUACAGUCUUCACCCUAGAGAGCUUGCCUCUUAGAAAAAGGCCAACCUAUGCUUUGUGGACAUAGACAACCAUUUCAUUGAACUGCCAGAGGAUUUGCCCCAAUUCCCCAAUAAGCUUGAAUUCAUUCAGGAAAUCUCUGAGAUCCUAAUGGCUUUUGGAAUUCCACCCGAGGGAAACCUGCACUGUAGUGAAAGUGCCUCAAAGAUGAAAAACCUCCGAGUAUGUGAUAUAGUUUCUGAUAAGAGAAAUGGGAACAUAGCUGGGUCACCUCUAAAUUCCUAUGAACUGCUAAAGGAAAAUGAGACCAUAGCAAGGCUGCAAGCACUUGUGAAAAGAACAGGGGUGAGCCUAGAAAAGUUGGAAGUACGAGAGGAGACCAGUAGCAACAAGGAUCUCAAAGUUCAGUGUGAAGAAGAAGAAUUCCGGAUUUACCAGCUGAACAUUCAAAUCCGAGAAGUUUUUGCCAACCGUUUUACGCAGAUGUUCGCCGACUAUGAAGUGUUUGUCAUUCAGCCCAGUCAGGACAAAGAGUCUUGGUUUACCAACAGGGAGCAGAUGCAGAACUUCGAUAAAGCAUCUUUCCUAUCAGACCAGCCUGAACCUUACUUGCCUUUUCUCUCAAGAUUUCUGGAGACACAGAUGUUUGCAUCUUUUAUUGACAAUAAGAUUAUGUGCCAUGAUGAAGAUGACAAAGACCCAGUUUUGCGAGUGUUUGAUUCUAGAGUAGAUAAAAUUAGAUUGUUAAAUGUUAGGACGCCAACUCUGCGCACAUCUAUGUAUCAAAAGUGUACUACCAUUGAUGAGGCAGAGAAAGCUAUUGAGUUAAGACUUGUGAAAAUAGAUCACACUGCAGUCCACCCACACUUGUUAGAUAUGAAGAUUGGACAAGGAAAGUAUGAGCUUGGGUUUUUCCCUAAACUUCAGUCUGACGUACUCUCCACAGGACCAGCAAGCAACAAAUGGACAAAAAGAAAUGCUCCCGCGCAGUGGAGGCGGAAAGAUAGACAAAAACAACACACUGAGCACCUACGUCUUGACAAUGAUCAGAGAGAGCAUCUGGACUUUUCCUUGCCUGAGCUUCAUUUGCAACUAUAUUUAAACUGGGACCAGCAUGAUUGGCCUUUCAAACCCUCUAUAAAAUCUGUAUCAGAGCUUUACCUGAAGUAUAUCCAAGAAGCCAGGAAUCUGGGCAGCACCAUUCGUCAGCCUAAGCUGUCUAAUCUCUCUCCAUCAGUAAUUGCACAAACAAACUGGAAAUUUGUUGAAGGUUUACUGAAGGAAUGUCGAAAUAAGACCAAGAGGAUGCUGGUUGAAAAAAUGGGCAGAGAAGCUGUGGAAUUAGGUCAUGGUGAGGUGAACAUCACAGGUGUAGAAGAGAAUACAUUAAUAGCCAGUCUUUGUGAUCUCUUAGAAAGGAUAUGGAGUCAUGGUCUGCAAGUCAAACAGGAUAGAAGCUGUACUACUUUCAGCCUAGAAGACAGAGCAUCAGUUUACUCUGCUUCAACUCACAUUUGGGCCUUUCAGACAACCAGGCGGCCAACCCCACAUAAGGGAAAAUCUGCUUUGUGGUCGCACUUGUUACACUACCAAGAAAAUAGGCAGAGAAAGCCCACGUCAGGUAGCUUCAGUACCUCAGGAGUACUUCUUGAUUCAGAAAGGAGAAAGUCAGAUGCCAGUCCAGCCAUGUCUCCCCUGAGAAUCUCUCUCAUUCAGGAUAUGAGGCAUAUCCAGAACAUUGGUGAGAUCAAAACAGAUGUUGGUAAGGCCAGGGCCUGGGUUCGACUGUCCAUGGAAAAGAAGUUACUCUCCAGACAUCUAAAGCAGCUUCUUUCAGAUCUUGAACUUACAAAAAAACUGUACAAGCGUUACGCCUUUCUCCGCUGUGAUGAUGAGAAAGAACAAUUCCUUUAUCAUCUUCUGUCAUUUAAUGCUGUUGAUUACUUUUGCUUCACCAACGUUUUCACAACAAUCUUGAUCCCGUACCAUAUACUGAUUGUGCCUAGCAAGAAACUUGGUGGCUCAAUGUUCACUGCUAACCCUUGGAUCUGUAUCUCAGGAGAGUUGGGUGAAACAGGAGUCUUGCAGAUUCCCAGGAAUAUACUGGAGAUGACAUUUGAGUGCCAGAAUCUGGGAAAACUUACCACAGUACAAAUAGGACAUGAUAAUUCAGGGCUCUACGCCAAGUGGCUGGUGGAAUAUGUGAUGGUCAGAAAUGAAAUAACAGGGCAUACUUACAAGUUUCCUUGUGGGAGGUGGCUUGGAAAGGGAAUGGAUGAUGGCAGUUUAGAGAGGAUCCUGGUGGGAGAGUUACUAACGUCACACACCGAGGCAGAUGAGAGGCAGUGCAGAACCCCGCCUCUGCAGCAGUCACCAAGUAUGAUCCGAAGAUUUGUCACUAUAUCACCAAAUAACAAACCAAAGUUAAACACAGGUCAGAUACAAGAAGCGAUUGGUGAAGCAGUGAAUGGCAUUGUCAAGCAUUUCCACAAACCGGAAAAGGAGAGAGGCAGUCUCACUCUGUUGCUAUGUGGAGAAAGUGGACUCGUUUCGGCUCUUGAGCAGGUGUUUCAGCAUGGAUUUAAAUCACCCAGACUCUUCAAAAAUGUCUUUAUUUGGGACUUUCUCGAAAAAGCACAAACCUAUUACGAGACCCUUGAUCAGAGUGAAAUAGUCUCAGAGGAGAACUGGCAGACUAGAGCCAGGAUUUUUUGUCGCUUCAUCACUGCUAUCAACAACACUCCUAGAAACAUUGGGAAGGAUGGCAAGUUUCAGAUGCUGGUGUGCCUUGGAGCCAGAGACCACCUCUUACACCAUUGGAUCGCCUUGCUUGCAGACUGUCCAAUCACAGCACAGAUGUACGAGGACAUAGCAUUGAUUAAGGACCACACUCUUGUUAAUUCCUUGAUUCGAGUGCUGCAGACCUUGCAGGAAUUCAACAUUACGCUGGAGGCUUCUCUUGUCAAAGGAAUAGACAUCUGAUCUUUUUCACCGCAGACUCAAAAAAAAAAAAAAAAAAAAGAAGAAGAAAAGCAACAAGGAACAACUCUUAUUAGUAUGCAAAGGUUCUUUCUGCUAAUAGGCUGUAUUGUGAACUUGUUUAUGGCUA